GGAGCAUCAUGCAGCCACAACGAGCAUCCAUCAUGGUCCUCCUCUCUCUGCUGAGCCUCUUGCUCACCCUGGCAGGUACCCGGGCUCUCCAGUGCUACAGUUUUGAGCGUUCCUUCCACGGUCCUUUUGACCUCUCUAGCAUCCAGAUGUCUAUCAUGGACUGUGUGGAAGGCCAGGAGGCCUGCCUGGAGGCGGUGACUUCCCUGAGUACAGGGUACAGAAACUCAAUAACCCUGGUGAAAAAGGGGUGCUCCUACGGCCCGGGCUCCGGGGAGAUGAUGUCGGGGGGAGACUCAAUGCCCCCCGACUUCACCCUGGUGCGGCGCUGCCACGACGAUCUCUGCAACCGACAGAUCGAGAACCACGAAAGCGUCCCCAAUCUCAGCCCAGCCCCGAAUCCGCCUGAGCUCAGUGGGAUUGAGUGCUGGGCCUGUGUCAGUAGUACACCCGAGGGCUGUGAGCUCCAUAACGCCCACAAGGUCAAGUGUCACGGGGGCCAGAGUGUCUGUUUCCAAGGUCACGGCUUCCUGGCCCUUGAAAAUUUCUCCAGCCCUGUCUACAUGAGGACGUGUCACGAGCCGGCCUGCACUUUUACCGGGGCUGCCACUCACUGGUCGGACAACUACCUCAAAGGCACGUGCUGUAAGGGGGAUCUCUGCAACAACAUCUCCAACGUCCCCAAGGCCCAGUCCAGCAAUCCCGCCCCGUCCGGGGUCGCCAGGCUCCCGUCGGGGGCUCCCCGGCUCCCGGCCGCGCCCCUGCUCCUGGCCAUCCCCUUCUUGUUCCUGAUUUGAAAGCAGUCCUGACUCCCCUUUGGUCUUGGGGUCUUCCAGUUUUUAUGUAGAGACUCUCGUAUACUCUGGCAAGAAAUCCGGUAGCUCUGUGUGUCGCCGGGCAGGGUGAGGAGGGAGAACCAGGGCAGCGUGGCCGGGAGUGGAGAAACCACAAGGAUCUCCCCUUUGGGAAGGGCCUCGGGGCUGGCCGGCUCCUCCUUCCCUUGGACGCGCAAGAUCCCUCCUGCUGCCUCCUGGGGGAUGCAUCCGGGAAAGGCAAAUGGCCCACGCUGGGCAGCCCGCUGUACUUUGGACACUGCCGACUAUUAAAAAAUGCUUCUUUA
This is a messenger RNA of Antechinus flavipes (yellow-footed antechinus), 1117 nucleotides long. RefSeq names its product LY6/PLAUR domain containing 5 (gene LYPD5). Bases 9 to 794 code for a protein of 261 amino acids. NCBI's taxonomy places the organism in Eukaryota, Metazoa, Chordata, Mammalia, Dasyuromorphia, Dasyuridae. Gene Ontology annotation, cellular component: plasma membrane. The transcript has 5 exons. The record is from RefSeq and is a predicted model, not a curated record.